AUGAAGUACACAACUGCCAUUCUCUCUGGCCUCAUGGCUGCUACCGUCGUAGCUCAACCCCACGUUCGUCAUCAACAUGCUGCCAGACAUGAAAAGAGAGAUAUCGCUUGGGUUACAGAGCUCGAAAUGGUUACCGAGACCGUCGAGUAUACCACCACGGUUUGGGUUUCUUCUGGUCAAUUAGCAGCUCCAAGCACCAGUGCUCCAGAUGUUACCUCUACCACUUUGGCAACUAAACCAAAGUCAUCUGCCGCUGCCUCUACUUCUAUUCCCAAAUCUACCGCCGCAGUCAGUAGUAGCUCAACCGAUGGAGCUGUUCUUGACCAGAAGCCAAGCUCCUCAAGUUCCUCAUAUGUGGCUCCACCUUCUUCCACCUCUGUUUCUGUCGCUGUCCCAUCUACAACCCAUACUUCCGCAGUUAUUGUUCCAACUACCUCUUCUACCUCCGCAGUUGUUAUUCCAACAACUUCCUCUACUUCCGUAGCAGUAGUUGUCCCAACGACCUCCUCUACCUCCGUCGCAGUAGUUGCCCCAACCUCUACCAUCAUCCCAAUUCCAGUUGUUGUCCCAACCACUUCCAGCCUCGCCGCCGUUGUCGUUGCAUCCUCAAUAGUCGCAGCUGUCGUCCCAGCAAGCACCGCCGCACCAUCCUCUUCCUCCGCCACCACCUGUGGUGUCGGCUCUCCAUGCACAGGAGAUCUCACUUUCUACCAAGCCGGUCUUGGAGCUUGCGGAAUCACUACUGAUGGUUCCACCUUUGCAGGUGUUGCUCUCCCAGUCGGUCUCAUGGGUUCCCUUUCAAACAGCAACCCAUACUGUGGAAAGACCAUCACCAUCACGUGUACCUCGACUGGAAAAACUACCCAAGCAACUGUCAUCGAUAAGUGCAUGGGCUGUUUGGGUAACUCCAUCGAUCUCACUAACUUCGCAUUCGAUCAACUUGCAGACGAAGCUGUCGGCCGUACUCAAGCUACCUGGCACUUCAACGAAUAA
Molecule: messenger RNA, 993 nt
Organism: Sclerotinia borealis F-4128
Lineage: Eukaryota; Fungi; Ascomycota; Leotiomycetes; Helotiales; Sclerotiniaceae
Source: the annotation of a GenBank genome assembly